AACAUUUAUCGAUAACAAAGCAUCUGUGGCACUGAGUCCAUCCCUAUAAUUUUUUUGUUUUGGUAGUUGCACGUGUUUUCUUUUGAUUGCGUUUUAAAGGACCAAAACUAGCAAUGUCGGACAAAUAUGCAGUACCCAACAAAUUGCCCGGCAAAACAGUCUCGGUGCUGAAGCAUCGCAAGAGGAGGAUUCUCCAAGAUGAGGCUGUCGUCACGCAGAAGAGAAAUGACCGCAUCAAGAAGAGGACCGCCACCAAAAACCACCACAAGUUCCGCCGUGCCGAAUCCUUCGUAAUGGGCUACUUAAAAGCAGAGCGCACGGCGAAGCGAAUCAAGCAAACCAUUCUUCGCACCAAUAUCACAGAUCAAAGUACCAAGGCAGCCGAGGAUUGCAACCCUAAGCUGCUCUUCGUGAUGCGCCAUGCGGGAAAAAAGAUCUUCGACAAGACCACCUCGGAUAUAUUCAGAACCCUUCGCAUGCCCUCUCGCCACAAUGCCGUCUUCCUAGAAAACACCAAGGAAAACCAACUGUUGCUGCGCGUGAUCGAACCUUAUGUGGUCUACGGCAAUCCAUCGCUGAGCUCCGUUCGCGAGCUGGUCUUCAAGAAGGGUUUUGCUCGCAUUAACGGCAAGAAGACGGCCAUCCAGUCGAACACCAUGGUAGAGGAGCAGCUGGGCGAAAAGGGUGUAAUUUGCUUGGAGGACAUCAUUCACGAAAUUUGCACAGUGGGCCCGAACUUUGCCGCUGUCAACCAGUUCCUUUGCUCUUUUGCGUUGUCGAGUCCGAGCAAUGGCUGGCAGAAGAAGGUCUCCGUUUCCUACAAACGCGGCGGUGAAUACGGCGAUCGCGGCGCUGCUAUCAAUGAACUGAUUGCCCGCUGCUUGUAGAGAAAUUAAGAUAGUAGACUUUUAAGUGAUUGUUCAACCUCAAUAACCCAUUCUGUACCUAAGCCCAAUACAAAAUUUAUAUACAAACUGA
Drosophila ficusphila is the source of this 978-nucleotide messenger RNA. It is a transcript of the gene RpL7-like, whose product is annotated as 60S ribosomal protein L7-4. Gene Ontology annotation, molecular function: structural constituent of ribosome; RNA binding. Bases 114 to 887 code for a protein of 257 amino acids. Lineage: Eukaryota; Metazoa; Arthropoda; Insecta; Diptera; Drosophilidae. Gene Ontology annotation, cellular component: cytosolic large ribosomal subunit. Gene Ontology annotation, biological process: maturation of LSU-rRNA from tricistronic rRNA transcript (SSU-rRNA, 5.8S rRNA, LSU-rRNA). The transcript has 3 exons. The record is from RefSeq and is a predicted model, not a curated record.